Lepidothrix coronata (blue-crowned manakin) is the source of this 1207-nucleotide messenger RNA. It is a transcript of the gene GNPNAT1, whose product is annotated as glucosamine-phosphate N-acetyltransferase 1. Gene Ontology annotation, molecular function: monosaccharide binding; glucosamine 6-phosphate N-acetyltransferase activity. The transcript is spliced from 6 exons. Gene Ontology annotation, cellular component: Golgi apparatus; endoplasmic reticulum; endoplasmic reticulum-Golgi intermediate compartment. NCBI's taxonomy places the organism in Eukaryota, Metazoa, Chordata, Aves, Passeriformes, Pipridae. The coding region runs from base 181 to 753 and encodes 190 amino acids. Gene Ontology annotation, biological process: UDP-N-acetylglucosamine biosynthetic process. The record is from RefSeq and is a predicted model, not a curated record.
AAAAUGUGUGAAGCUUCCAACUCCGUCCUGCUCCAGCUGUGCCGGAAGCAGUUUGGAAAAUAACUCUUAGUUUAUCACUAAUUGCUCAAAGAGCACCACAGAUUUUAUUUCUUCCACUGCCCUGUGAGCUUGGUGUGCUGAAACCCUGAGCUGGAAUUUGUGAGAUCCCCUGCCGCAGCCAUGAUGCCGGUGGCCACCGUGAUGCCCGACGACACGCCCAUGUUCGACCCGAGGAUUCUGCACGAGCUGGACUGGAGCGAGAACACGACAACGUUUUCUCCCGCUAUUUCUCCGCUGGAUCCGGGGGAUGGGCUGGUUCUGAGACCACUUUGCACAGCUGAUUUAAACCGAGGCUUUUUCAAGGUUCUGGGUCAGCUCACGGAAACCGGAGUUGCAAGCCCGGAGCAGUUUAUCAAAACCUUCGAGCACAUGAAGAGAUCGGGAGAUUAUUACGUUACCGUCGUGGAGGACACAAACCUUGGACAGAUCGUUGCUACAGCAACGCUGGUUAUAGAACAUAAAUUCACUCACUCCUGUGCCAAGAGAGGGAGGAUAGAAGACGUGGUGGUCAGCGGGGAGUGCAGGGGGAAGCAGCUUGGAAAACUAUUAAUAUCCACCCUCACCUUGCUAAGUAAGACACUGAACUGUUACAAAAUCACGCUGGAAUGUCUGCCCAAAAACGUGGAUUUCUACAAGAAGUUUGGCUAUUUGGUAUCUGAGGAAAACUACAUGUUUCAACGGUUCUUUAAUUAACAACUUCCAGGUGGUAAAAGACUGUUGGUGGAGGAGCUUGUGCUCCAAAACAUUCUCUUCGUGGAAAACUUAUAUAGUUUAUGGCUGCAAAUAUAAUGAUCCCUAUAAAUAAUGAACAUCAAAUGUGUAAAUCCCGGGAAAACAAAUUAAUGAGGCUUUAGAAGGGUCCUCUGGGUUAGGGGAAAAAAGCUUAGAACUAAUUUUUACUGCUGUUGAGUCGAGGUGAAGCUUUUCUGUUCUAGCUGAGUUACAAAGGACUCGUUAAAGGGAUGGUUUUUAACCAAAGGUAUAUAUUUUUAUCUCAAAUUUUUUCUUGCAUUGUAUUUUUCUAAAGGUUUGUGCUUCUUUUCUCGGUAGCCAAAGGACAGCCCCUGGGAUUGUCCUGCUGCCUGUGCUGAUGGAAGGGUGACGGAGCCUGGGAAGGGAUGAGGCUUCUCUUAUGCAGAAUUACUGA